AUGGGCUGUUGCCAAUCAGUAGAUGCGGUGGAGAAUGACAGUGGGAAAGAAUUCAACGCUCUAAGGAGUAAAGGUUCUACUGACAAAUCCAUCACCAGAGACGAAUUUGCUGUAUACAUCGAGAAGAAAAUUGAACUUUGGAGUAUGCUGACUGUGAACCUGGGACUAACUGAUGAACAGUGUAAGGCUAUUGCGACCGAGGUUGCAUUUGGGCUUGCCUUGAAAGCACCAAAAGAUCCAAAACAGUCGGGCAAGAAGGAAGCCUUGCUGGAUGAUGACAGACUUACCAAAGAUCAGUUCCACCACUUUCGAAAGAACUAUGUUGUGGAUCCAAAGGGUAGCCUUGAAUUCUUUCACCGUUGCGUGUUUACUGCGUACGAUGAAAAUAAGAACGGUGUCCUCGAAAGAGAUGAAGUGGAUGAAUUCUUGGAUAUCUUUUACAAACAGGAUUCCAUCUUCAAAGGUGAUCAUCGACUACCCUCCAAAAAGAAACUCAAGAAACUGGUUUACAAAGAACUAGACAACAACGGCGAUGGUGUUUUGGAUUUUGAAGAAAUCCGUAUUCUAAUCAGCGGGAAGAUGGAUUUUACUUCCACGUCCUCUUCUUCCCAGAAGGCUUCUUCGAAAAAGAAAUCGUCAAAGAAGAAAUCGUCGAAAUAG
Molecule: messenger RNA, 660 nt
Organism: Cylindrotheca closterium
Lineage: Eukaryota; Bacillariophyta; Bacillariophyceae; Bacillariales; Bacillariaceae
Source: the annotation of a GenBank genome assembly